AAAUUAAUCGUCGCCUGAGAGAUUCGAACUCUCGCGGGGAAACCCCAUGUACUUAGCAGGCACACGCCUUAACCACUCGGCCAAAGCGACUUUGUUGAAAUCAAAAGGCUCCAAAUACAUUAAAAGCAUAUUCGUUUAUCCCCUGCUAAAAUCAUUUCGAAUUUGUAUCCUCUAUUCUAUUUACUUCAAAAUCCCUAAUCUAUGAACCCUAAUCCCAAUUCUCUCGUUUCCUUGUCAUUCGAUUUUUGUUCAAUUUCAGUGUUCAUUCAAUUUGAUUAUCACAUUGCUGAAGCUACCACGACUCUGGGUUCUGAAUUCUACAACUCUAAAAUUUCAGGUUGUGAAUUGGGUAUUGAGUGGUGAUGGAUGACGCGGUGAAUUUGGAGAAGACCCAUACGAAGGAAGGCUAUGACGAAGGUUACAGCCACGGCCUCGUUGAAGGCAGGGAUGAGGGGAAGCAGGUCGGGCUCAAAGUUGGUUUUGAGGUCGGUGAGGAACUCGGCUUCUACAGUGGCUGCAUCCACAUUUGGACAUCCGCCAUCCAGAUUGAUCCUACUUGCUUCUCUUCCCGGGCCAAAACUGCCAUUGCCCAGAUGCAGGACUUAAUCCAAAAAUACCCUUUGAUGGAUCCGGAAGAUCCACAAGUGCAAGAGAUCAUGGAUAGCCUGAGACUCAAGUUCAAGAUGCUUUGUUCUUCACUGCAUGUCAAACUCCACUAUAAUGGCUAUCCUGGUGAGAACAAAGACAUUCAAUUUUGAACCAGAUUUUGCCUUUUACAAUUUCAAAGGUAAAAAAUUAAAUUAAGGUUGAGUUAUAGAAUGAAUGGAGCUUGAUAGUUGAUACGUGUAAGUUGCAGUAUUGGAUACUUCACCAUAGGUAUAAUUAGUUUUUAUUGUUCAUGUACAUAAAUAACAUAUGUGUGUAAGUUGUCAAAUCAAUUUUUACACAUCAAUUUUUUUAUGCCAAAUACAUUGUCAUUUGAUUUUUGUGCGUAUUUUAAAAUGUGUGUAAGUUGUAGACGAUGAAGAUAAAAUAUAUACUUUCACAUA
Trifolium pratense (red clover) is the source of this 1049-nucleotide messenger RNA. RefSeq names its product protein LTO1 homolog. Lineage: Eukaryota; Viridiplantae; Streptophyta; Magnoliopsida; Fabales; Fabaceae. Bases 363 to 758 code for a protein of 131 amino acids. The transcript is spliced from 2 exons. The record is from RefSeq and is a predicted model, not a curated record.